AUUAUCAACAGGUUUGUCGUCGAUUUGAUGCGGUGAGUAGCGCGGCGUAAAGUGAACGUCGAGUAGGAGAGCGGCGGUGGAGCGGCGGCCUCGAGGUCAGCGCGGCCGUCAGGAGGAUUCUGAUAAAAAACAGCCUUCAGAGCACGCUGUCGGUCCCCUGAGGAGGAAAGGCGGACGAGACGGAGGGCGUGAGUGUGCGGGGCGUUGCAGAGGGGCUGGACACGGGCGUGAGGCGGGCGAGAGUGAGGCGACGGCACCAUGGCGGAAGCUCGCAGUGCCGUGGCCACGCCGAGGGUCCAGAAGAAGGACCUCGGCACCACGGACUCCUUCGACGACCUCCUCAAUCGUACCGGCAGAUGAUCCCCGGAACUACUUUCGAUUCAGGAACUCGAUCCGUAACGGAGUAUGGCCGACCUCGACCAACAACCUGGGCGUGGCCUGCGGGUUCUCCCUCUACCUGCUGGAGUACGAGCCCGCGUCAGGGCAGGCUGUCACCGCCUACCUCAAGAGGGCCGUGGACGCGUUGCCACUCCCGAUAAGCACACCGCGAUGGCUGAGGAAUCUCCUAGGAUCGAUGGGGAUUUCCUUUGUGUUCUUUAUCACUCUCAUGAAGGUCCGCCAGUAUUUGCUGCGGAUCCUGCUCGCAUACAGGGGGUGGAUGUAUGAAAACGUCCGGGAAGUUUCCAUAAAAACAAAACUAUGGGGACUGACAGUAAAGUUCGUGUCUGGCUACCAACCAUCCCUGUACUCCUGCCAGCGCUCCCUGCCCAGGAUGCCCGUCCCUCCCCUGGAUGAAACGCUCAGCAAACUCCUCGAUAGCCUGAAGCCCCUGUGCUCCGAGGAGGAAUUCAAGCAGUACUCGAAGGAGGCGGCCGACUUCGAGGGCACCAUCGGGCCCAGACUGCAGCGCUUGCUUCACCUGAAGUCGUGGUGGGCGCCCAACUACGUGUCAGACUGGUGGGAGAAAUAUGUGUACCUGAUGUCACGAUUACCCCUAGCAAUCAAUUCAAACUACUAUGCCUUAGACCACUACAUAUGGACUCCAACAAAUAGACAGGUCUCAAGAGCAGCUAAUGUUGUCCAUUCCAUUUUGUACUUCAAGCGCCAAAUAGACAGAGAAGAGCUUACUCCCCUAUUGUUACGCAAUACCAUUCCUGUGUGCAUGGCACAGUAUGAAAGACUCUUUUCUACUGUUCGAGUUCCUGGUGGAGAAAUAGAUGAUUUACUCCAUUUUGACUCUACUGAAUCUCGACAUGUUGUGGUAUGGAGACAGGGACUUUUCUAUCAACUUAAUAUAUAUGAUGACAAGAACCAGAUACUGUCUCCAGCUGAAUUGGAAAGACUCUUCCAAGAUAUUAUUGAUGAUGCAGACAAACACAAGGAGAGUGUAAGUGAGAGCGAACGCAGUGUUGCUGCCCUCACUGCAAUUGAACGAAGGGAAUGGGCUAGAAUUCAGAAGCAAAACUUUACAUCAGGCAUUAAUAAAGACAAUAUGGAUCUCAUCUUCAAGGCAGUAUGCAUGGUUGUUCUCUUUGACAAGCCACCAGCGAGCAUCGUAGACAAAGGGAAAACACUCCUGCACGCUGAUGGGCGUACACUCUGGUUUGACAAGAGCGUCAACUUGUGUUUCUUCCCUGAUGGCCAGUGUGGUUUGAACGUAGAGCAUACAAUGGCUGAUGCACCUGCAAUGGGCCAUGUCUGGGAAUAUGCAAUGACAAUGGAAGUGAUUGAAAAAAGGUAUCUUGACAAUGGACAAGUGAUGCCUCCACCGAAGUCUUUCAAGCAGAGCCACUAUGCCCCACCAAGACGGAUCAUUUGGGACAUUACAGAUGCUCUUGAGAAGGAAAUCAAUAAAGCAGUAGUUUUGAACCAGAAGAAUAAUGAGGAUCUGGACCUAGAGAUCCGUAAUCAUAACAAGUUUGGCAAGGGUAUUAUCAAAAAGGCUCGUGUUAGUCCUGAUGCGUUCAUUCAGAUUGCUCUCCAGCUUGCAUAUUAUCGUCACACGGGCAGAUUCUGCCAGACUUAUGAGGCCUCAGCAACAAGGCUGUACCAGAAUGGAAGAACAGAAACUGUGCGAUCAUGCUCAGAGGAAGCUGCUGCAUUUGUGAGAGCAAUGGUUAGUGGGAAAUUGCCGAAGGAGAAGCUGUUACAUUUGCUGAGGGUGGCUGGAGAACGACACCAGAAGCUGUAUCGUGAUGCAAUGAAUGGCAAAGGGAUUGAUCGCCACUUGUUUGCUCUUUAUGUUGUGUCAAAGGGUCUUGGCUAUGAAAGUCAAUUCCUUGAGACUACUAUUCGGAGGCCCUGGACAUUAUCAACAUCCCAGCAGCCUCAGCAACAGAUUCAGGCAAAUACUCCAGACAUAAACUUGGAGCCUUUUAGGAAAAUGUGCUCUCCUGGUGGAGGUUUUGGACCAGUAUCAGAUGAAGGAUAUGGUGUUUCUUACAUGUUACCUACAGAGUAUAAUAUCUUUUUCCAUGUUUCAUCCAAGAGGUCUUGCCCAACCACUGACUCUAGGAAAUUUUCAGAUAUCUUGUUUAAGAGUAUGGAUGAUAUGCGACUCCUGUUUGACAACACAAAGCUUGAAUAAUCACAAGAGUGAAUUACAUAAUAUAAGAAAAAAUAUAUAUAUAAUUACAAGCCUGCAAAAAUGCUUAACCCAUUGACCCCUGGAUGGCAUGUGUAUAUAUACCAUGUACAUUAUGUUUUUAGGUUAUUAGUUUUUUACACAUAGAUGGCUCUAAAAGUGUUUAGUCAACAAGGAGCCAAAUACUGGGCCUACCUAAUAGCAGUUCUCUACUCUAUUCCUUGAGUUUUUGGAAAGAAAAGACUUUAUUUUUAUUACUACUAGUAUUGUUAAUAAUGUUAUAAUAAUAAUGUUUAUAAAGAUGAAGGCUAAUAGAAAUGGACACUUUUUUCCGUAAAUUCAAGGAAUGGGGUAAACACUUGUGGAGCCAUGUAUGUGUAAACAAAAAUGACAAAACAAAACUACAGUGGACAGAACAUGUACCAGGAGCCAAUGGGUUGAGGGUAGUCUUUCAGUAAUUUUAUACCUUUGAAAAUUGUAUUACGAAUAUACAGUUUUCCUUUUUUAAUCUAGCAGUAAAGCUCUCUCAUUAGAUAGGCAACUUGAGAUUAGUUAAGAUAUAUAAAACUGAAAAUUAACUAUUGCUCCCUAGUCAGUUCCCUUAGCUAUGGUGGAAAUCUAUUUUACUGACCAAUCAUGAAGUAUAUUAUUGUGUAUGACAUUUUAAUUCAUGGCUCUUCCAUUGUGUGAAGACAAUUACAUAUACACACGCAUUUAAAUUUUCUAAAGAUAUAUAUAUAUAUAGAUUAAAAUUUAAUAUUAAAAUGUAGUCUUUCUCUAUCAAUUUUUCAAAAUUUAGUUUAUCUGCUGUUUUAUGAUAUACAAUUAUCAUGUUGAAGUCCAAAUAUUUAAGAUAGUGGUGAUAUUCUUUUCUCCUUAUAACAUUUCAGUUGUUCUGGUAGAAUUGUUUUCUUCAAUCCUUUAUACUAAAAUAGCGGGUUUAGUCCAUUAUUUGAUUGUACAAUAUGAAACUGUAAAGACAUGCAAUUUAAUUUUUUAUAAACAGUAGAUAUGAUGUAAAUGAGUUCAAGCAAACUUUAAUGUGGUCAUUUUCCUAUACUUUAGUAAUGAUAGAGGCAGUUAUACCACAAUUAUUCUGGUUUUAUCAAUAUUCUCUUCAGACAGAGCUGACCUUUAACCAAGUUUAGUUGAAACCAAGCUAGAGUGCAUUUUAAGUUCAGUAUUUAUUAUAUUUCAUAUCAGAAUACACUGAAUAAUAUAUGGAUAAGUUUUCAUUCAUAUGUUAGGUUUAUAUACUUUUAUAGGUAUCUGUGGGUGUCAGUAAUAUUGCUUUCUUUAAAGUUUAUGAUUAAAAGUAAAAUUAAAGAAUGCAUGUGGGUCAUGCUAGUGUUCAGUGAUUUCAAGACGUUUUUGCACGACUCUCCUGUCUUUUAAAAAAUUUCCCUAGUUUUAAAUUAGUAUGUGUUUGCGAUAAAGGGAUUUGAGAUUCUUGUGAAUUAUUAGUUUGUUUAUGUGUUAAACAAAAUGGUAUUAAUUAUUCAAGGAAAUAUUGUUAUAUUUUCUUUGUUAAUUAGGAUUUUUUCUUCUGUUUUAACAAAUGUAGGAAGCCAAUGAUUUUGCAAACACUGCAGUUAGUGUUGAUCUUUAUUACUUUGAAUUAUUGAAUAAUCCAAGAUCAGCCACAAUAAGCAAAUAUAAUGUAUUAUUUUUAAA
Molecule: messenger RNA, 4258 nt
Organism: Penaeus vannamei (Pacific white shrimp)
Lineage: Eukaryota; Metazoa; Arthropoda; Malacostraca; Decapoda; Penaeidae
Source: RefSeq, a predicted model, not a curated record